GAUUGUAACUUGUACAUAAGACGAUUUGUAUAUAAUAUGGACAUAAUAUAUCUAUGUAUAUAUCAGACUACAUAAUCUUAGUUUUCGGGUUUCACUAUUUUUCCAUGUGGAAAGAACAACCUUUCCCUGCACAAAUAAUAAAACAAUCUGAUCAUCUAAAUCUGAUAAUUUGAAUUUUGAUAACUUGAUAAAUCUCCAUCCGCUAGAAAUGCGUUCCCUAAAAUUCUGUGCAAAUCUAAACUUUCUAUUUAAAGAGGUUGAUGGAAUCCUGAAUCGUUACGAUGCCGCAAAAUCGGCUGGAUUCACCGCUGUUGAAAUCGGAUUUCCGUAUGAAAUUCCUAUCUCAGAGAUACAAAGAAAAAAGGAAGAAACCGGGUUGGAACAGAUUUUGAUAAACGCUUAUCCAGGCGACUUAUCUAGUGGAGAUUUUGGAUUGGCUGGUGUUCCCGGGCGUGAAACCGAUUUUAACAACGCCGUCAAACUUACUCUUGAAUAUGCGGAUGCUUUGCAAUGCAAAAAGGUACACUUUAUGACUGGCAAACUCGACCCUGGCAGCGAAAACAGUCCCGUUGUAUUGAAAACCCUGGAGAAAAACUUAACCAGCAUUCUUCCAGACUUGCAACAGCGAGGAAUUAUUGGAUUGAUCGAACCAAUCAAUAAUUUGACUAUACCUGGUUAUCUACUCAGCGAUUUUGAUGCAGCAUUAUCCGUGGUGAAAGCAGUCAACAGUCCAAACCUUCAGCUGCAAGUUGACAUCUUUCAUUUGCAACAUAUUCAUGGAAAUGUGACCCACAGAUUGCAACAGUUACUCCCAUUUACUGGUCACAUCCAAAUAGCACAAGUUCCCUUCAGAAACGAGCCGCAUCUCGCUGGAGAGCUAAACUAUUCCUACAUCUUUGAUGUGCUAGAGAAAGCAAAAUACACAAACUGGAUCGGUCUCGAGUACAACUCUGACCCUGUCUUUCAGGCUGGAGGACAAGGAACCACGAUUCAAGGCUUGUCUGAAUGGACGACCAAGUUGAAUUGUAACAUAGGGUAAAAUUUCUUGUUCUUGAAGAUAGAGAUGAUAUCUGUAUUUAAUUUUUAACAAGUCAAAAUCAUUGAUUUCAACUUUUAACGUCAAAGACUGACAAUUUUCUGAAUUUGUCGUGAAAAAUGCUAAUCUUACUUUCAGUCUGAAUCUAUCCUAUCAGUCAGACAAUCGAUGAAUUUUAAAAUUUCGUUGUGAAAAAUUACACAUUUCUCAGAAUUCUUGUCCCAAAUAAAUCAUAUUGAAUUUUGGUUUAACCCUCAAAUUCGCACUUUUAGUACACAAAAAAAGAGAACAAAUAAACACAAACUUUACAAGUUUUCAGACUGGAAGGCCAAGGCUGCAUUAGAUAAGAAUAUUUUCCUUGAUCCCAUCCUCCUCAUCUUUGUUGUAUCAGUCUCGAGCAAUGUUUUAUCCAAAAAUAUGCUAAAUUAAAGGUAAAUACAUUCGCCUCGUUUUUUCCCAUCUCGUACAAUAAUUGAAGUGUUUUUUUUUAUUAAUAUGUAAAAAUUAAGCCAUUAAAUGCAUCAUUUUUUCUUUACACA
This is a messenger RNA of Folsomia candida, 1575 nucleotides long. RefSeq names its product putative hydroxypyruvate isomerase (gene Gip). Bases 209 to 1039 code for a protein of 276 amino acids. The transcript has 5 exons. Lineage: Eukaryota; Metazoa; Arthropoda; Collembola; Entomobryomorpha; Isotomidae. Gene Ontology annotation, biological process: glyoxylate metabolic process. The record is from RefSeq and is a predicted model, not a curated record. Gene Ontology annotation, molecular function: hydroxypyruvate isomerase activity.